Messenger RNA from Cinclus cinclus, 4028 nucleotides. It is a transcript of the gene SYT11, whose product is annotated as synaptotagmin 11. The record is from RefSeq and is a predicted model, not a curated record. NCBI's taxonomy places the organism in Eukaryota, Metazoa, Chordata, Aves, Passeriformes, Cinclidae. The transcript has 4 exons. Gene Ontology annotation, molecular function: clathrin binding; phosphatidylserine binding; calcium-dependent phospholipid binding. The coding region runs from base 1 to 1284 and encodes 427 amino acids. Gene Ontology annotation, biological process: vesicle fusion; regulation of dopamine secretion; cellular response to calcium ion. Gene Ontology annotation, cellular component: synapse; membrane; axon.
AUGGCCGAGAUCACCAGUGUCCACCCCGGCUUCGAUGUGUCUCCCGUGGUGGCAGGACUCAUUGGAGCCACUGUCCUGGUGGUUUCUGUCUCAGUCACAGUCUUUGUGUGGACAUGCUGUCACCAGCAGGCAGAAAAGAAGCACAAAACCCCCCCGUACAAAUUCAUUCACAUGCUCAAAGGCAUCAGCAUCUACCCGGAGACCUUGAGCAACAAGAAGAAAAUCAACCGGAUCCGGAGAGACAAGAACGGCACGGCCAGGGAGGGGGGCAGGGGGAACCUCCUGGUGGAUGCUGCUGAAUCUGGGCUGGUGGGCCCUGACAAGGCUCUGGAGGGGCCCCCCCACGUCGACCAGCUCCCCAUCAAAGUAGAUUAUGGAGAUGAACUCAGCCCAGAUCAAAGCCUCACUCCAGGAGGGAGUAAAACCUCCUCCCCAUCUUCCCCGGGUGAUGAUGUCAUGCUGGGAGACCUGACUUUCUCAGUGGACUACAACUUCCCCAAAAAGGCUCUGGUGGUCACCAUCCAGGAGGCUCACGGGCUGCCCGUGAUGGACGAGCACACGCAGAGCUCUGACCCCUACAUCAAGAUGACAAUUCUGCCCGACAAGAGGCACCGUGUCAAGACCCGAGUGCUCCGCAAGACCCUGGAGCCCGUGUUUGACGAGACCUUCACCUUCUACGGGAUCCCCUACAGCCAGCUCCAGGAUCUGGUGCUGCACUUCCUCGUGCUCAGCUUCGACCGCUUCUCCCGGGAUGAUGUGAUUGGGGAGGUGAUGGUGCCCCUUGCAGGGGUGGAUCCCAGCACUGGCAAGGUCCAGCUGACCAGGGAGAUCCUCAAAAGGAACAUCCAAAAGUGCAUCAGCAGAGGGGAGCUGCAGGUGUCCCUGUCCUACCAGCCCGUGGCACAGAGAAUGACCGUGGUGGUGCUGAAAGCCAGGCAUUUGCCAAAGAUGGACAUCACUGGCCUCUCAGCAGACCCCUACGUCAAGGUGAACGUUUACUACGGGCGCAAGCGCAUCGCCAAGAAGAAAACCCACGUCAAGAAGUGCACUUUGAACCCCAUCUUCAACGAGUCCUUCAUCUACGACAUCCCCGUGGAUCUGCUGCCCGACAUCAGCAUCGAGUUCCUGGUGAUCGACUUUGACCGCACCACCAAGAACGAGGUUGUGGGGAGGCUGAUCCUGGGGGCUCACAGCGGCAGCGCCGCGGGCGCCGAGCACUGGCGCCAGGUCUGCGACAGCCCCAGGAAAGCCGUGGCCAAGUGGCACAGCCUGAGCGAGUACUGAGCUCAGGCCAACCCCUAGGACAGACUUAAACCUUGUUUUAGCUGUAGGACUAAACUACUUUUCGUUGAGAAGCAGCAGCUGAUUGGUUCUCUUAGUGAUGUGGUUUUUGCAGGGCACUAAAAAAAAAAAAUUCUAAGGAGCAUUAAAAACGAUGGGGAAUAAAUGAUUUAAAGAAAAAAAAAAGGUACCACGAAUAUAUAUAACAGUGUAAUCACGCUAUUGCAUGCCUACUACAAACUGAAAUUAGUAUAACUGCCAAUAUCAAGUUGCAGGUUUUAAUACAAUUAUCUGUCACUAUGGAAGUUGUGUUUGUGCCGAGCUGUCUUUGCUGGUAUUCACCAAGAUUGGCCUGUCUUCAUUAGGCUUCUCCCAAAGUUUCUGAAUUCUGCUGUUUAACCUCUAGUUUCUUGUUAGUUUUGCCUGCCCAUUGGUUCUUGCAGUUCUGUUCUGUGCUGGUUUGGGAGUCCCAACUGCGUUUCCAUGUAGAGCUGGGUUAGAAUUCUGCACUGGCACAAAAGGAAAAUACAGGGAAAAUGGCACUGGCCUCCAGAGAAGAAACAGUUCUGUGUCAGGCAUUGAAAUCCUUGUUGUUGUGAUGUACCUGGGGAGCUGCGAGGUCACAACAUCCAAGACUUGACUCUAAAAUCCAAACCCCAUCAAACUGAUCCUGUUGCUUUUGCCACAUGGGGGUCACACAGGCAGGAUCCCACAGACUGUAGGAAUUGGGGAAAUCCUGCUCAGUUUCAUUUUAUUUAAUCCUGUCUGUGCAUGAAGGGCCCAAGAAAACCCAAACACUGAUGUGUCAUUGAUUGGUAAAGAAACUCUUAAACAUUAAAUGUCAAAUUCUACCUGGCUGAUAAUUUCUGUUUAAUGGCAAAACAAAGCUGAGAUAGGGAAGGGUCCUGAAGGCAGAGCUGGUUGAUGAAAAGGUGACAAAACUUCCCUUCAUCCAUGCUGGAGCCAAUUUGCAUUAGACAUGAUCCUGCAGUCACCUAAGAGCCAGCUCCCAAAAGAAGAAAAGACACGGGGCAAAGCCUGGCACUAAAAAUGUCCCAGACCUGGAGUUUCAAGGCAGCUUGGAGGAAUUCUGAAAUCCUGCCUGAAUUCUGAGCCUGGAAACCACCUGCAAGGGGAAAGAUGGCCCUGACCAGAGGGACCUUGAGCACCUGAGGCUGUUUUAACCCUGCAGAGUCAGGAAUUUGGAACACAAGUUCAUAAAGGUUGGCAGCAGCUGCCUGAGAUCUGGUGGUGCUCACACAGCCCUGGAGCUGCCUUUGGAUGUAAGCAGAGCAUCCUGGCACCUGGAUUUGGGUAUUCUGGCCACAGCCCAGCCAGGGCACAGAUAAGGGUGAUAACUGGCAGCAAAUAAUUCAUGGUAACCAGUGUUGGUGAACUGAGCAGAAAUAAUUAUAACUGAAAUUGUUCCUGGGCUCUCCAAUGGAAAUGCAGAAGCAGAACUGGGUUUGCAAAGAGGCUCCUUGACAGCCCCAGGUUUUCAAGAAACCUUUGGUUGCUCCCAGGCAGCCAGUCUGCUCUGAGCCCUGUGGGAUGCAAAUAACAGAUUAUCAUUUUUUUAAAAAUGAAGAUCAUUUAACUACUUACAGGACUUGACUACUGAAUUUCAUAUCCCUGUUGGAAAAAUGAUCCUUUUCACCUUCUUUCCCCCCUGAAAUGGGAACAACUGAGCGAGGCUCUCCUGGUUCCCCACGAGGCAUCAGGGAAGAAGCAGCUCUGUAUGAACAGACAGCACUUUGUGAGCUGCCACCACUCUGGCAUCUCUUCCUAAGGCAUUAUUUUUGGAAAGCUGAUUUUUCUCACUCACAGCCACUUACUCACUGGCCCUCCCUCCCAGGCUGUGGCUCCUGGAGGCUGCAGCUCCAUUUCUCAGCAGACACAAGCGUGGACUUUGUUCCCCUUCACCCAUCCCCACGACCAGGAUUUCUGCCUGAGGUUGUAGUAGAUUUUAUCAGUGUCUUAAAUGCUUUUUGGCUCGAGCUCUGUGGCUCACAGAGAAUGAGUUCCCCGUUGGAAAUUGCUGUAGAUCUCUUUCAAUCCUAGUUUUUUGCACUAAGCAAUUGUGCUGCUGCAAUUCAAGCAACCGUCACAACUUUUCCUCAGAACAUGCUUUCCAACACCACUCCAAAGAUCUGACCACGACUAACAGCAGCAGCAAAAUUCCCCUCUCCCUUCGGUGUGAAAAGCAUGAUUAAGCCUAGAUGAUCUUAAGAUUCCUUUAGUUGCAAAGGAAAGAUGAAUUUCUUGUCAAGGAAACAUGCUCAGGGUAAAUAGACUUAGGCUAUCGGGCAGGUAGGAGUAGCUCCAACACUCUUCUGGAAUAAUAGGAAACUGAAAAUGUGCAGAUAUAUAUUUUUUAAAACAUAAAAUAGACAGUAAGUGACAGCGGACUCACUGUAAAAUCUCCCAGGUGUGGUUAUUCUUUACCUUGUGUCUUCUAUUGUAAAAUGAACUUGGACAGUUACAACUUUGUGUGGAAAAAAAAAAAGAAAAAAGGCAAAAAACCUAACUCAACCUGUGUGAAACUGCAUAAUGCUAUAAGCUAACCUACAUUCUGUAAUGCUACCUUGUAUGUUGAAUUUGUUAACGCACAUUGAGCGUGCAAAUAAAAAUUAAAUCACUUUAAUUUUGCUGCCUUUGCUGUGUGUGACCGUGGGCAACAACCAACACGACUGAACACUCCGAGGAUUUGCUUCUAUAAAUAUGCAUUUCUGCUGAAAAUGUGCAUU